Messenger RNA from Eutrema salsugineum, 1158 nucleotides. RefSeq lists its product as uncharacterized. Bases 1 to 1158 code for a protein of 385 amino acids. The record is from RefSeq and is a predicted model, not a curated record. The transcript has 2 exons. Lineage: Eukaryota; Viridiplantae; Streptophyta; Magnoliopsida; Brassicales; Brassicaceae.
AUGCCCGAGGUGGAACAGGGCGAAAUUGUUCCCGAGGCGUCUGGGGGCGAUUCAGUGGUUCGGAACAAAGAGCCUUCGAACUCCGCUAUUCUAGCCCUGCCGAAGUCGACGAGGCCCCCGACUUCCGUCGUGCAGAAACACGACCCGAGCCGAAAACGUUCGGCUGCUGAUAAAGGGAAGGGGGUCGCUGUUGAGAGGGACGAGCCGUCCAAGAAGAGACGGAAGCCGACGUCCGGAGAAUCCGCCGCGCGCAAGUUGGUCGUUGAUGACCCUGACGCCUCCGCCAUAAUGUUCUCGCGUGUAAAUAACGCGAACACGCGUCUUCCUCCUCCGGAGAAGUUGAGGAGGCCGAGGUCCUACGGCGCAAUGGCGCAGCGCGGGACCAAGUUUGUCGCGGCCAUUAACGAUCUAAUGGCCGAGUACGAAGCGGACCUGUCUAAGGUCGAACGUCGCUUGGCCGAGGCCAAAAUUGAGUCCGCAUCGUCGAAAACGAAGCUGGAAGAGGCUCAGACCGAAGCCGCGGCGGUAAAGGGGAAGCUGGACGAGGCGACGGCCAGGGCGUCCAGGCUGGAGGAGGAGAAGAUCGUCCUACGUGCAAACGUAGAUAAAGUCUCCGCCUCGGUCAUUCGCCUUGAGGAGGCGAGGAGAGCCAAAAGUGCCGAGGUGGCGAUGCUGAAGAGGCGUAUCGAGGCCAAGGAUGCCUUGUUUGAUGCCAAGGUCAAGAGGGCGAAAAAGGAGGCGAGGCGAGAGCUUACAGCAAAGUUUCAAGAACGCCUCGCCAAGGUGGAGGAGGGUCUGGUUCGGCUUGAAAAAGCCAAGAAUGACGAGAAUGAUCUGGGACAGAUUAAGGGCAAUCUGGCGAUGAUUGCCGACCUGAAGAAACCAGAUGCUCCGACGCUCGACGACGAGGAAGCGAAGCCGAAAAGCUGGGAAAGCGAGUAUGCCGAUGAAGGGGCGUACGAGCGUAUCGCUUCCGAGAUUCGGGGCGAACUGUAUUACUCUCCCGUUUCGCCGGACUCAGUUGACACAACCCUCGGUAACGAGCCGAUCGAAGAAACAGCGGCCAAUUUAGGCGUUGUCGACCCGAACGGCUCGAAUGCGGGCACGCCGAUUCCCUCGAACCUUCUCGCCGAUCGUGAGACGCAAUCCGCGGCAUGA